ACGCUCCGUGACUGUCAGAUCCAACUUAAAAAGAUCGUGUGGUUACAUAUCGAACCAAUCGAAGAUUCUCGAAACCAUUAGUACAAAAUCUAUAAAGACUUCUCCUUCGACCACUUCUUUCGGAAAAAAAACAAAACCCUAGCCGCACGCUCGCACUUGCCUCUCUCUAAAAUCUAUCUAAGUUUGUUCAUUCGGUUUCAUUACUAUUAUUAAACCUCAAAUUCUUCCUCUAGUCAAAAGAGUUUAACAAUGUCUGGUAAAGGAGAAGGUCCAGCGAUUGGUAUCGAUCUCGGUACCACUUACUCUUGUGUUGGAGUUUGGCAACACGACCGUGUUGAGAUCAUUGCUAAUGAUCAAGGUAACCGUACCACCCCUUCUUACGUCGCCUUCACCGACAACGAACGCUUGAUCGGUGACGCCGCCAAGAAUCAGGUCGCCAUGAACCCCAUCAACACUGUUUUCGAUGCAAAGAGGUUGAUUGGUCGAAGAUUCAAUGACAGCUCUGUUCAAAGCGACAGACAAUUGUGGCCUUUCAAGAUCAUCUCCGGACCUGGUGAAAAACCAAUGAUUGUCGUGAACUACAAGGGAGAAGACAAGGAGUUUUCUGCUGAAGAGAUCUCUUCCAUGAUUCUCAUCAAGAUGCGUGAGAUUGCUGAAGCUUACCUUGGUACCACGAUCAAGAACGCUGUUGUAACUGUUCCUGCUUACUUCAAUGACUCUCAGCGUCAAGCUACAAAGGAUGCUGGUGUCAUUGCUGGUUUGAAUGUUAUGCGUAUCAUCAACGAGCCUACUGCUGCUGCGAUUGCUUAUGGUUUAGACAAGAAGGCGACUAGUGUUGGUGAGAAGAACGUUUUGAUCUUUGACCUUGGUGGUGGUACUUUCGAUGUCUCUCUUCUUACCAUUGAGGAAGGUAUCUUUGAGGUUAAGGCGACUGCUGGAGACACUCAUCUUGGUGGUGAGGAUUUUGAUAACAGGAUGGUGAACCACUUUGUCCAAGAGUUUAAGAGGAAGAACAAGAAGGACAUUAGUGGGAACCCGAGAGCUCUAAGGAGGUUGAGAACCGCCUGUGAGAGAGCGAAGAGGACUCUUUCCUCUACUGCUCAGACUACUAUCGAAAUCGACUCUCUGUUUGAUGGUGUUGACUUCUACUCUCCGAUCACACGUGCUAGAUUCGAGGAGCUUAACAUGGAUCUUUUCAGAAAGUGUAUGGAGCCUGUUGAGAAGUGUCUUCGUGAUGCUAAGAUGGACAAGAGCUCAGUUGAUGAUGUUGUCCUAGUUGGUGGCUCUACCCGUAUUCCCAAGGUCCAACAGUUGCUCCUCGAUUUCUUCAAUGGCAAGGAGCUUUGCAAAUCCAUCAACCCCGAUGAGGCUGUUGCUUAUGGUGCAGCUGUCCAGGCAGCUAUUCUUAGCGGUGAGGGUAACGAGAAGGUUCAAGAUCUCCUCUUGCUCGAUGUCACACCACUUUCUCUUGGUCUUGAAACCGCUGGAGGAGUCAUGACUGUUUUGAUCCAGAGAAAUACAACCAUCCCAACAAAGAAAGAACAAGUCUUCUCAACUUAUUCAGACAACCAACCCGGUGUCUUGAUCCAAGUCUAUGAGGGCGAGAGAGCAAGAACCAAAGACAAUAACCUUUUGGGUAAAUUUGAGCUUUCCGGCAUCCCUCCAGCUCCAAGAGGUGUUCCUCAGAUCACUGUCUGUUUCGACAUUGAUGCGAACGGUAUCCUCAACGUCUCGGCUGAGGACAAGACGACUGGGCAAAAGAACAAGAUCACAAUCACCAACGACAAAGGAAGAUUGUCAAAGGACGAGAUUGAGAGAAUGGUUCAAGAAGCUGAGAAGUAUAAGUCAGAGGAUGAAGAGCACAAGAAGAAGGUGGACGCCAAGAACGCUCUUGAGAAUUACGCAUACAACAUGAGGAACACAAUCCGUGAUGAGAAGAUUGGUGAGAAGCUUGCAGCAGAUGACAAGAAGAAGAUUGAAGACUCUAUUGAAGCAGCCAUUGAAUGGCUUGAAGGCAACCAGCUAGCAGAGUGUGAUGAAUUUGAGGACAAGAUGAAAGAGCUCGAGAGUCUUUGCAACCCAAUCAUAGCGAAGAUGUAUCAAGGUGGUGAAGCUGGUGGUCCAGCUCCAGGAGGAAUGGACGAGGAUGUUCCUCCUCCUGCUGGAGGUGCAGGUCCCAAGAUCGAGGAAGUCGAUUAAUAACCUUCUCCUCUGUGCUCGGUCCUGUCGUUCAGAAUACUAUUCUCUAUAUUGUCCCCCUUUUUGGUUUCCUUUUUUGUUAUUCAUGUAACUAUACUUUGGGAAUUCUCGAUUGUUUUCCCCUUUUAUUAAAGCUAUAACAGAAGAUGUUUUGAUUAGUUCAA
This is a messenger RNA of Camelina sativa (false flax), 2363 nucleotides long. RefSeq names its product heat shock 70 kDa protein 3. Gene Ontology annotation, molecular function: ATP binding; ATP-dependent protein folding chaperone. The record is from RefSeq and is a predicted model, not a curated record. NCBI's taxonomy places the organism in Eukaryota, Viridiplantae, Streptophyta, Magnoliopsida, Brassicales, Brassicaceae.